AUGAGGCUUGCUGCCUUGAUCAGGAAGAGGGCAAACGAUCUUCUUGCUUCUCUGCGAAGACUUAGGACGGAGAUACACAGCCCAGACGUUUUUGGGCUGGUCCUGGGUGAUAUCCAGAAGAGCUAUCUCCGGCUUGCAGUGCUGCUUAACAAACCGGGGAUCCAGCAUCAGGAGCCUGUGGAGGUCGACUCUGUGAAUGGGAUUGUAAGAUACAAGGCUGGGGAGCUUGAGUUUUUGUACCACGCAGACCAUGGAGUUGUGUCUGUGGAUGCAGGAGACAUAGGUGUCAGCAGCCACAUUCUCUGCUCCGUAAGAAGUGAACCUGUCGUCAAGCAUCUGGAGACCAUUGGGAAUAUGCUGGCGAUGUAUGUGGGAUAUGAAAGAGCGCCCUGUGAUGUCUGUGGGAGUUAUGCAACAGUCCCGGGGCUUUUAACGCCAACAGGAAGAUCUAUUGAGGACGACUUCGUGCUUGUACAUCAUGCGGAGUGCAGAAUGGAGUCACUGGAAUGA
This is a messenger RNA of Encephalitozoon cuniculi GB-M1, 510 nucleotides long. RefSeq lists its product as uncharacterized. The transcript has a single exon. The record is from RefSeq and is marked provisional. NCBI's taxonomy places the organism in Eukaryota, Fungi, Microsporidia, Unikaryonidae. Bases 1 to 510 code for a protein of 169 amino acids.